AUGACUCUGGCCAAGGGCGCCAACUACCUCCUGCUGCUAAAGCCUAGCAGAGCGACUGCUCAGAGUCUUCUUGGAGAGCACCGUGGUGGAAAGCGGGAGUCCGGAGAUCAGACACAAGUGGAGCAGGAGACCUUGGCCGUGGAGGGUCCCGAGGGGCUGCCCAUCAGCAGAGCGGUGAGGGUGAGGACAGAGGCAGAGGAGCCCAGGCAGGAAGGCGGAGGCUGCCCUGGGACCAGCCAGGACAGGCUGACAGCGCCCGUGAGCUCCAACAUGGCUGCAGCGGCGCCAGCAGCUGUGCCUGCCUCCAGGAAGGAGUCUCCAGGCAGGUGGGGCCUGGGGGAGGAGCUGGCAGGCGCAGGGCCCUCGCUCCAGUGCCGCGUGUGCGGGGACAGCAGCAGCGGGAAGCACUACGGCAUCUACGCCUGCAACGGCUGCAGCGGCUUCUUCAAGAGGAGCGUGAGGCGGCGGCUCAUCUACAGGUGCCAGGUGGGGGCAGGGAUGUGCCCAGUGGACAAGGCCCACCGCAACCAGUGCCAGGCCUGCCGGCUGAAGAAGUGCUUGCAGGCGGGCAUGAACCAGGACGCCGUGCAGAACGAGCGCCAGCCACGAAGCACCGCCCAGGUCCGAAUGGACCGCGUGGAGUCAGACACGGAGCCCUGGCUGGAGCCCCUGGCGGCUCCCCCGACCCCAGCAGGGCCCAGCCCGCGGGGCCCUACACCGGUGUCUGCAGCCAGAGCCCUGGGGCCCCGGGCCCUCACACCUCCAGGCCACCACCACUUCAUGGCCAGCCUGAUAACGGCCGAAACCUGCACUAAGCUGGAGCCAGAGGAUGCCGAUGAGAAUAUUGAUGUCACCAGCAAUGACCCCGAGUUCCCCUCGUCCCCAUACUCCUCCUCCUCCCCCUGUGGCCUGGACGGCAUCCAUGAGACGUCGGCUCGCCUCCUCUUCAUGGCUGUCAAGUGGGCCAAGAACCUGCCCGUGUUCUCCAACCUGCCCUUCCGGGAUCAGGUGAUCCUGCUGGAAGAGGCAUGGAGUGAACUCUUCCUCCUCGGAGCCAUCCAGUGGUCUCUGCCCCUGGACAGCUGCCCACUGCUGGCCCCGCCUGAGGCCUCUGCUGGUGGCAGCUCUCAGGGCCGGCAGGCACUGGCCAGUGCAGAGACUCGAAUCCUGCAGGAAACCAUUUCAAGGUUCCGGGCACUGGCGGUGGACCCCACGGAGUUCGCCUGCAUGAAGGCCCUGGUCCUCUUCAAACCAGAAACACGGGGCCUGAAGGAUCCUGAACAUGUGGAGGCCUUGCAGGACCAGUCCCAGGUGAUGCUGAGCCAGCACAGCAAGGCCCACCACCCCAGCCAGCCUGUGAGGUUUGGGAAACUGCUCCUGCUCCUCCCGGCUUUGAGGUGUAUCACUUCCGAACGUGUUGAGCUCCUCUUUUUCCGCAAGACCAUAGGGAACACUCCAAUGGAGAAGCUCCUUUGUGAUAUGUUCAAAAACUAG
Molecule: messenger RNA, 1494 nt
Organism: Balaenoptera ricei (Rice's whale)
Lineage: Eukaryota; Metazoa; Chordata; Mammalia; Artiodactyla; Balaenopteridae
Gene: NR2E3
Product: nuclear receptor subfamily 2 group E member 3
Biological process (GO): negative regulation of transcription by RNA polymerase II; anatomical structure development; positive regulation of transcription by RNA polymerase II
Molecular function (GO): nuclear receptor activity; RNA polymerase II cis-regulatory region sequence-specific DNA binding; zinc ion binding
Source: RefSeq, a predicted model, not a curated record